Messenger RNA from Strongylus vulgaris, 528 nucleotides. Lineage: Eukaryota; Metazoa; Nematoda; Chromadorea; Rhabditida; Strongylidae. The record is from the annotation of a GenBank genome assembly.
AUGUUGCGAGGUGUUCGCACCGCGUCAGACUCGCAUGUUGAGAGAUACGAGAUAGUGCAAGAUAGAUGGAUCUGUCGUGAGCUACGUUCGCACCUUGAUGUAAUAACAUGCAGGGAGUUUACUACCGCCUUUGCCGUUACCACAACCGGUCGUCCGAGAUAUGAGCCAACGGAGGAAGGUGAAGAACGCCAGCUGACUGGGUAUCCCGCCUAUCGAAACAACAUCAAUGAUGUACUCCUGCUAGCCAUGAGCAGAAGCCAAUGUGCCGAUCAGCACACGGCGUCGUCGAGGAAAAUGCCCCGUCCCCAGUCCCCUGCCGAGUGCGUCGGCUUGUUUUUCUUUGUAUAUAUUGCAUGUUAUUCUAUGUAUCUAUUCUGUGCACAUUAUCGUGUAUGGAAAAUCAUAAAAAUGGCACUAUUAAUAGCUGUUAUAUCGUCCAAUGCAUUGAACGUACGGACGUAUCACGGCCCGGGCAAGCCACCAGGUAGCCCACUCCGGGAGCAGGGAGCCAGGUUGACUCGCGGCUAA